AGCAUCCCAGGAGAUUGCUCCUUUCUGACCGAUCUUCAGCAGUUUUGAAUUCUUUCUCAAAGAAAAAAAAAAUCAAGUGUUUUGAAAACUUCAGCUAUGAUCUGUUUCAAAAAUUUUAACAGGAAAAUUUAUGAUGCCUAGCCUGUGUUGUCCUUGUCCAGUUCAACCUCUUUAUGUUUCUGGCUUAGCUUAAAUCAUGUAAGGUUUUUUUUUUCUCUCUCUUUCUGGUAUUUACCCUUCUUUCCCAAUAACUUGUACAGAGUAGCCACUCCCUGUUGCAGCCCCAUCUUCUGACUAAAAAAUUGGAUCUCUUCAUUCAGUCCCAUUUCUGGGGCACUCUGAUAACUUCAUCAAACUCGUAACAUCUGCUCCAGCUGGAGCUCAUCUUCCCUGAUCACAAAGGAGCCUGCUGAUCUCCAAAAGAGGUAUUUUAAGGAAGAACAGUGUUUUACUUACUGAUCUCAUCUAAACAGCAGCAACAUCUCUAGGUGAUGUGACUCCUGUCCCCAUGAAUCCUCUCUUGCAGUCAUGCUCCCUUUCUCUGGCAGAAGGAAUAUGCUGUACCAUAUCGGACAUGAAUGCAGAUCAUGUGAUGGUGACACAGGAAACUUUAGCGCAGCACUUAGAGAAAAAUUAUCCAGGCAUUGCAGUUCCCUCCCACAGUACCUUAUAUAAUAUCCUUGGCACUCUAAUUAAGGAAAGGAAGAUCUAUCAUAGUGGAGAAGGAUACUUCAUUGUGACUCCCAACACGUACUUGAUCACUAAUAAGGCCACAGAAGAAAACAGAAGGGUCCUGCUGGAGGACAGUUGUUGCUGUUCAGCACCUUCCAUCACCUACCUGGUAAACAUUAAGCACUGUGCAAACCUAGUGAAAGAAAACGUUCCUACAGUAUCCUGUUACAGAUCCUGCCAUUGUUUCUCUGUCCAAAAUAUGCUCUGUGAACAAAGGCAUUGGCAGCUAGUGAAUCAUGAACCUAAGGGAAAGGGAAAGAAAGACUGCAGGGAAUUGAAGCCUUCAAUUGAAACUCAAGGGAUCUGCACAUCUGCUGAAAAUCAUGUCUGGGACACCAUCAAAUCCCUGACGUCCAUGAAGGCAAAGCUGAAAAGCAAAAGGUUUGGCCUUGGCCUUUUCUGGAGAAGUUUUUCUAAAAAAGAAAAACACAAGAAGGAGUACUCCACUUUUUCAGCCCAGUUUCCUCCCAGGGAGUGGCCAGUCAGGGAUGAAGAUGACUUGGACAAUAUUCCACGUGACAUUGAACACGAAAUCAUCAAGCGUAUUAACCCUACUCUUACCGUUGAUAACUUGAUUAAACACACCAUAUUAAUGCAGAAACUCGAGGAGCAGAAAAAAUUCAUCAGUAAAGAGAAAAAAUACAUCAGUAAUGGUACCUCAGCUGAAGUGUCAGCAGUCAGGCAAAACCAUCUUUCAAAGGAUUGUAUUCAAAAGGCACGGAGUAAACCAGCAAAACGCACCAGGAAAACCAAAUCAAAGAAAGAGAAGCAGAUCGGCAGAAGCAGCAGGAAAUCUCCUGUACAGGAGCUGACACCCCAACAUGUGCAAGUGGAAGAGAGCCUUUCACUGUCUGCCAGAAACCAAGAGCCCCCUGCUGUAGCAGUGCAGUCCCCUGUGUUCUAUAAGAAGCAGAUUACAAAUCCUUUCCAGGCUCUGCCGUGGAGACGCAGCUUCUACGCUCAGGGGUACCGAGGUGUCAUCAACAGGCACCUGAAGAGCCAGGCAAGGGAGCAAGGAAGGGCUUCACACAGGACACAGCCCUCAGCCUCCUGGAGACCCCCUGGAUACAAAACCCAACAGCUGGCUGACAGAGCCAAGCAAAACCCACCCCAUGCUCACAGGUCCUGCCUCCAGCUCCAGAAAGACAGCUUAAGAGAAAACUGUAGCUGUCUGCAAGGCAGUAAUCUGCAAAUAGACAAUAAAAGUAAACACUUUCUGGAGAGUAAUAUUUCUGAAGAAAACUCCUAUGGAAGAACAUUAAAAAGAAGUCCUGGGGAUAUUAAGAAGUCCACUUGCUUCUACACUGAACAUAGUGGUGUGUGCAAAGAAGAUGCAAAGCUUUCAUUCUGUCUGAAAGAUGAGCAUUGCAGAGGAAAAGCUGACACUGUAGGUGAGUUAUUAGAUCGAACAGCAAAUGAAUUUCAAAAUGUCCAUCUUUCAAAUUAUACAGCCAAUGUUAACCUGGUCCGAAAAAAUGGUGUGAAAUGCAGACAAAAGACUGAUAAAAAGAGUGAGCUCAUAUUUAACUAUGACUGUGCCAGCCAUCACGGGCCAAUGGAGCUGGAAAGAGAGGGAUUUACUGACAACUGCCGCCUUCAGAACCAAAAAGGACACGAUGGGGACACCUGUAAUCAGUUGGGUGACAGUUCUGAGGGCUGUGAGCCAUGUCACCCCCUGCCUCCUGGCCAUGCCUUUUCAGACACAAGAGACUGGAAUGCAGCUGUGUCCCUAAAACCCUGUGAGGUCAGUAACUGUCCCGCCCAGUGCAACACAACUGUAACCACGUGUGACUCUGGAGAACAGGGAUGUAAGGGAAGUGGUAGCUUUGCAGAGUCAACAGAUGGCUUAAAAGAGCACCCCAAACCAGAUUCUGCAGAAGAAAGCUGGUUGUGCAGCCAGGUUCUUCCGAGAGGUCACAGAGAGGCUGAAGGAAUGGGCCUCCCUGUGGCAGGUUCCCACCUCGCUGCCCAGGCUCACUCAGACAAUGACACCGGGCACAACUUCCCCCCUGAGGAGGUUGGAGGAGGAGGAGGAGGAGGAAAAAAAGAGUUGGUUUUUAAGAACACAUGUUCUGUGAUCUCAGGGCAGAAACACUCAGAAGGGACAGAAAGCCCCAGCUUUCUAUCAGGAGACAGUGGAAUUGACUCCCCAGGAUUGACCGAAAAGAAGAUGAAGGUUCCUGACGAAUCUUAAAAGCAUAAAUAAUAAGGUGAAGAGGAGGACAAGCAGAAGGACAAUUGCAACAAAAUUCCUCACUACAUCUAACUCUGGUCAUGAAUACUUGCUUCUUUUUUAAUGAGCUUUGUAAAGUUUCCCUUUGUAACAAGGUAACUGUCUUGUAAAUGCAGUCAGUCACGUCAGUCUCUAAAUCAAAGCUGUUAGUUCAGAGUUUUGACCGUAGUAUUUGGAGAGCUCAUGUGUAUUUUGCUUGCACUCAUCUUUAAUUAUUCUGUGCCCCUGUGAUAAUAAAAAUGAGAACUGGUAUCCUU
Molecule: messenger RNA, 3222 nt
Organism: Myiozetetes cayanensis
Lineage: Eukaryota; Metazoa; Chordata; Aves; Passeriformes; Tyrannidae
Gene: STOX1
Product: storkhead box 1
Exons: 4
Coding region: 509-2926 (805 amino acids)
Biological process (GO): positive regulation of transcription by RNA polymerase II
Cellular component (GO): cytoplasm; nucleus
Molecular function (GO): DNA-binding transcription activator activity, RNA polymerase II-specific; RNA polymerase II transcription regulatory region sequence-specific DNA binding
Source: RefSeq, a predicted model, not a curated record